GGGGAAUCAGUUUCGGAUUUUUCGGAAACCCUUCAAAUAACGCGGCAGCGCUAUGUGGAAAAUCGCACUUUAUUUCCCGGUUUUCCUAGCGGUAAUUUCCGCGCAAAACAGCCAUGAUGAUAUUAUCGAAUACGUGGAAAAUUUGCCGGCUAGUACAUGGCAAGCCGGACCGACCAGUUUGACGGAGUACGACAUGGCCACACUGGCCAAAAUGUCCGGCAGCCAAAGCCGGUCCAUGGACGAAAUCAGUAAACAGCCAAGUAAAAUCCCCAGCAAAGAAUCGACGUUGUCACGGUUAAGUCUGCCACCGUCGUUUGAUGCACGGCUUAAUUGGCCCAACUGCCAAAGCAUCCAGGAGAUUCGCAAUCAAGGCAUGUGCGGGUCAUGCUGGGCUCAUGCCGGAGUGUCCGUGCUCUCAGACCGUAUCUGCAUCGCAUCGGCUGGACAAAAUGUCUACGCGAAACUAGCUGUACAGGACCCGCUAGUGUGCAGUGGCGGGAGCGCCAAUUUGUGUAACGGUGGCUAUGUGGACGUUCCGUACACCAUGUUCAUUAACAAAGGCCUCGUCACCGGUGGAGAUUACGGCAGCAACCAGGGUUGCAUGCCGUACCAGGCAUUCACCACUGCAGUGGCGACCGCUACCACCUCCACCAGCUGCAACAGCUCCUGCUGGAAUCCGACAUUCACUAGGACAUACGCGCAAGAUAAAUUUUUUGGUAAAGAGGCGUUUCUCGCCCCGCGGCUUCUCCGUCCAUUCUGGGGAGGCAUCUCCGUCCAUUCUGAGGAGGAAUCCAUCGCGGGAGGCGUCCAUCUCCGUCAGUUGGGAGGAUCCAUCACGUUCCGCGUGGGGGUGGGAAUGUGGAACUUAUUACGGUAUGGGCAACCUGUUCACAAGCGGUCCCACCGGCGGCCUGCGGUGUCCGUGAAGAACGAAUCCGUCAUAAAACAGAUCCAGUUUGAGCUCAUGUCCAACGGGCCUAUGACGACGGUUAUUCAGGUGUAUCAAGAUCUGUACUCCUAUCAGUCUGGAGUGUACCAGCACGUGACCGGCGGCCUGGUAGGCGGGCACGCCGUCAAGUUGAUUGGUUGGGGCACGGAGAACGGGGUGGAUUACUGGUUGGUGGCCAAUUCCUGGGGGACUGGAUGGGGGAUCGGGGGGUUCUUCAAGUUCCUCCGGGGAACUAACCAUUUAGGAAUUGAGGAUUAUUUGAUGGCGGGGACCGCGCUGCAGACCACGACCACCACCGGGCCGUCGACGACGACCAGCACGACGACGACCACAACGACGACGACGCCGAUCACAACGCCCGCCAAAGCCGGUCGCCCUGCUGGUUACGACCGUUGCGAUCCUCUGUUCUGCUUCGACAAAGCCGGUGGCAACUACCAGUUGAGUCCGUGCAGCAAGAACUACUGCAACUGCCAGAACAAAGUGCCCACGUGGCAGCGCUGCGAUGUCGGUCAGUAUUUCGACAAAUCCACGCUGUCGUGCAAAGCCCCCAACGCCACCUUCUGCGCGCCGAAGGCACCGGCGCCCCUGAGCAACGCGUCAUGGCCGUCGCCUCCACCAGCUAUCUUUGCCAAAGCCUGCAACCUGGCCAACUGCCAAGGACGGGGCGGGGCGUACACGUGGUACGGACUGGCGCUGUGUCAGCCGUACUGGUGCUACUGCUGGUCUAACAUCAAUCCUCCGCAACAGGCCGUGCAGACCUGUCCGCCCGGGAUGUGGUUCGAUUUCCGCACGGAAAGGCGCAGUGUGCACCGCCUAGUGAUUUUGUCUGGUGCUAAAUUGACGAGAAUUAUUUCUUGUCUGAAUAGUUUUAAUGCUUCCGGAUUCGUGUUUAAAUAAACGGAAUAAUUGCGGGCGGCAUGCAUUUCGACAUGCACAUGGUGUUUUGCUGUGUAGGAAAUGGGAAUGCCAUUCUCUGCAUGGUGCAGCCGCUGUCAUUGCAUAUGCUAUCGAGA
Paramacrobiotus metropolitanus is the source of this 1962-nucleotide messenger RNA. RefSeq names its product cathepsin B-like. The record is from RefSeq and is a predicted model, not a curated record. Gene Ontology annotation, molecular function: cysteine-type endopeptidase activity; chitin binding. Lineage: Eukaryota; Metazoa; Tardigrada; Eutardigrada; Parachela; Macrobiotidae. Gene Ontology annotation, cellular component: extracellular region; lysosome. The transcript has 7 exons. Bases 53 to 1846 code for a protein of 597 amino acids.